This is a messenger RNA of Camelina sativa (false flax), 4214 nucleotides long. RefSeq names its product cysteine-tryptophan domain-containing zinc finger protein 3-like. Lineage: Eukaryota; Viridiplantae; Streptophyta; Magnoliopsida; Brassicales; Brassicaceae. Gene Ontology annotation, molecular function: zinc ion binding. The record is from RefSeq and is a predicted model, not a curated record.
UCUUUCUAACUCGGAGACGCGCAAAGCUACUUGCCGCCGAACAUUCCGUAAACCUCGUAGCCGCACUUGGUCGCCUUUUGACUCGAUCACGACCUCGUCUCAGUGAUCGAAUCAUCCUUUCCAACUUCACGCUCUUUGAUCGAACGAGUUUGAUCGUUGUUUCGAGUUUUUAUUUUAACAAACUGGAUUAAGUGACUAAUUUCGCGUUUUGAAACAACCAAACUUGGUCCGUUUGGGUUUUUGGUGAUUGAACAAAAUUGAGGGAUUUUGCGGGAUACUCUGACUGAUUUGUGUGUGUGUUCUCGCGUUCUUUGGUUUGAAAUUUCUGGGCAAUGUUGGAUUUUCGGGACGGUUUUGGUGGCGGCUGAGUUAGUGUGUGUUGGGUGUGUGGGGGUUUUGUAGUGUUAGAAGAUGGGAGAGGAUUAUGAACUUGAAGAAGGAGAGAUGAAUUGUUCUUCUGAUGAAGCCGUUGUUGAUCUUGACGUUGAUCUCUCCUACAUUGACAAGAAGCUACAGAAUGUACUUGGCCACUUCCAAAAAGAUUUUGAAGUUGGAGCCCUUAACCUGUUUGGUCCAAAUAUCUGUGACUAUGGAUCAUUUUUGCCCACUUACAAACGUUCGCUUGCUGAACCAUCAUGUCAAAGGAGUUCCCCAGAGAAUCAUGCCGUCCAAAGAUUUUCUGAUAAUUUUCACGGAAAGAAUGUGGUUCAGAAGUUAACGUCACUGCCUCCUACAUCUUGUAAACUAGUAAGUAAUCAGGACCCUCAGAACUAUCAAACUUCAGGAUCUCUUAUGGCCCAAGCUCCUGGGAAGAAAGGAAAUUCAGGAAUACUGGGCAAUGAUUUGCCUGAUCAUAAGCCAGUUAGGAUUCGGAUCAAAAUGGGCUCUGAAAUCUUGUCCCAAAAGGUUAUACUUUCCAAGGAUCUUCGUCUCAAUGGUCCUCCAAAUUCACCACCCCGAAACAGCCAUGAUGAUAGUAGCAGACUGCUACCACAUACAUCUAUGGAGAAGACAAGUGAAUCUCCUUCCCGCAUUCUACAGGAAAUGACUGCCAUUCCUUUCCCAGAGGAUCUACUGAUGUCGCCCCUUCCUGAUAGUCUGCUUCUUGUGAAAGAGAAGGAGAAGCAAUAUACUUUAUCAGACAACCAACCUGUGCUUAAGACAGGAAAGGAACCUUCUAUUCAGACAAAGAACAAGUUUUCGGAUGUUUUACUUUGUGAGGAAACUCCAAGUGGAAGGAGAAGGAAAGCUGACUGCGUUACUGCUACCACUGGGAAUGAGACUUCAUCAACUGGUGAGAUGAAAAAGCAAAAAGUUUUUUCCACUGGUCAGCUGGCCAGGGAGAAGUCAACUUCUGGUUUAGGUGCGGCAAGUUCUAAUAUUGAUGGGCCUACAACAAAAAGUAACUUGCAGGAAGAUAUUAAAAAAGAUGGUGAAAGUGAUCCCAAACUUGCAUUUGCUAGAUCAAACAAAAUAAAGGUUGUUGGGAUGCAUGCUGUGAAGGAGAAAAAGACAUGUUUUACAAAGUUGCGACAGAAAAAUACUAAAAAUAGUUCUGGUGAUAAAUUUAUAUCAAAGAUGCCUUUCAAAGAUGCUGCAUAUAUAGGUCACAAUAGUAUGGACGUUGGGUUUGAUUUCGCGGUUGCACCUGCUUCCACCAGUCUUCAACUUGACAAUUGGGCGCAAUGUGAUAGUUGUAAGACAUGGCGACUACUUCCCCUUGGCCUGAAUACUGAGAAGCUGCCUGAUAAGUGGCUGUGUAGCAUGCAAACGUGGCUGCCUGGAAUGAACCACUGUGGUGUCAGCGAGGAAGAGACAACAAAGGUUAUCAGACACUUUCAUGCUGGUGAGGCUCAUGGUCCUGAAACUGGUGUCAAACUCCUCUCUGGUGCUAGUAAUGCUGAUAAAAGCUACCAACCAUUAACUUCUGGUUCAUUGCCAAAUCCAGUUGAAAAGAAGUCUAACAUGAAAGACUUUUCUCAAGGACUUCCAAGCAAUAUCUUGGUUGAUGCUGCAACGCCUAUGAAAAGUAGCCCAUAUGUUCUUAAAAUAAAAAACUUGAAGCUGUCAGGAGAAACGCCUAAUGCUACUCAGAUAUCCACUGACUUUGGUGUGUCGCACGAUUUUGUUCAGGAUAAGGUUGACCAGAAAGCAAAGUGGCGAUCAGCAGGUACUGAUUGUCAGAUAAAGACUAAGAAGAAAACGGAGGGUGACAAACAAGAAAGUGAUGGUUCCAAGCAUAUCACGACUGGUGUUGGAAACAAACUCGCCAGAGAUAUGAAAGUAGAAGAAAUACAUUGGAAUCAAGAUCCGGAAUGGACUCCAGCAGAGAGAAAAACAAAGCGUCCUGACAAUGAUUUUCACACUUUGGAUGUAGAGCGAGACACAAAGAAAAGAUUACUCGCAUCUAAAAGCAAACCUGAUCACAAACGUCAACUACCAACUGCUAGUGGUUCCUUGUGUACAAAAGCUCAUGGCAGAAUCAAUACUCCAGUGAGGAAAGUAAGGUUGGUGGGUUCCAAGCAGGUUGCAGAUAGUGAUGAAAAAGAGCCAUCAAUGGUCAAGGCGACAAUAAAUAAGAUUUCAGUCCAGGAAUCUAAAGCAUGCCAAAGAAAUGAAUUGUUUCAGGCUGAUGGCUCUCAAGAACACCGGAAUGCUGAUGCCUCAUGUAAAUAUUUCUCUGGUGGAAGUGGGCAGAUUUCUGGGGUAGAAACAUCCAGCUCUUCGAAGGUUGUAGGAUCACAUAAAAGUGGAAGAAUGUAUGUGGAAGAAGUAAAAGCAUCUCCUGUGGGAUCAGUUUCUUCUUCCCCAGCAAGGUCUUCAUGCCCGACGAAUCGUGCAUCAGCUGCAGAGAGCUUACCUCGGAAAAAACAAAACAUGAAAUAUGGCGAUGCUGGGAGUAGAUUUUUUCAUGAUAGAAGACCCCUAUCCCAAGAAGCUAAUUGUGAAUUUUUGUCGACAACUCAUCCUACAAACAGGAAACAGCCAAAACCAGAAGUAUGUAAACAGAACCCAAAGUUUGGUGAUUUACCGUGCACAAGUAUGAAAUCGGUCCUUAAAAAUAGAGCUGGGAUAAACAAAAUCGGUGACAUUGCUCAUGAGACUAUAGAUAGAUCCUGCCAUGCUGCGAAUGAUAUACUUCAAGAGGCUGAAAAGCUGAAAAAGCUUGCUCACUGUUUGGAGAGCUCUGGAUUUGAUUAUGAAUACAAGGAGACCAAAUUUAAAGCGGCGCUGAGGUUUCUCUUUGGAGCUUCACUUUUGGAAAUGUGCAGUACUGAUAAUGUGGAAGGGGUAACGAUGAGCCAUGUUGAAGCUUACCAUACUGCUGCAAAAUUUUCAGAAAGCUGUGCCCAUCAAUAUGAAACUAGCCAAGAAAUGGCUGCAGCUGUUUUGGCCUAUAAAUGCUCAGAAGUGGCUUGCAUGAGGCUAGUGUACGGCAGAAGUUUAGGUCUUAGUGGAGAAUGGAAUGAAUUGCAGAAGAUGGUACAGAUGACUCCUCAAGGUGAAUCACCGUCGUCAUCUGCAUCUGAUGUUGAUAGUUUUAAUCAUCAAAGGGUGAUUGAUAAGUCUGCUAAAACUAAAAGAGGUCUCUCCCAUGUUGCUGGAAACCUUCUCACCGUUGCUAAAAGCCAGCUAAAUUUUCUUCCGUUAUUGGACUUUACAGAGAGCAUGAAUCUGGCAAUGGAAGCCUCAGCAAAAACUCAAAAUGCUUUUAAAGCAGUCACUGUCACUUUAGAAGAAACAAAGCAUGGAGAUUGUAUCGCUGCUAUCAAGAAAGUUGUCGAUUUCAGUUUCCAUGAUGUGGAAGCGCUUAUAAAGAUGAUUGAGGUUGCACUGGAUGCUCUAAAUUCAUCAAGAUUCGGUGGCCCAAAGUGUUGAAUCUAUUUUGUACAUAGGCUCUGGUCCUAUAAAGAAUAGAAUAGUGUUUAAGCAAGAAGAGUAAGCCAGAAGAAUGGAUCUAGAUUACCUCUGGUUUUCAUGAACUUCCAUAGAAAAGUCUUAUAAUUAGGAUAGUGUUCAAGGAUGAUUACCCUUCAAUAGAUUAGGAAAGGAAGACUUGGAAGGAGGACACUAGAUAAGGAUGGAUAUAUAAGGUCUACGUUUGCACUUUGCAAUAAUUCUCAGGGUCCUGUUUCAUGUCUUUCUUCUUUUUGGUGUCCGGGUAUCCAAGACUAACUAAAGAAUAUUUAUAGAAGAGUAGCAGGAUUCUUAGA